AUGUGCUAUUGGAGCUGCUCCGAUCGGGGACGGCUGUGCGAGAGCCCCCGCCCGCCUCCUUCCUCCUCCUCCUCCUCCUGCCUUGCUCCCUUGUUCAUCGCCCUGUGUCUUGCCGGUGGUUUGGCCCCUACGCCGACGCUAGGGAGCAACGCGUCCCUCCCUGGAGACUUUUCCGCCCGCUCGGCUUGCGACGGUCCCGCCGCGGACACUGCGACCCUCUACCGCGGGUUGGAUUUUCCCCUUUUGACAAGGGGCAGAAGUGGAGAGAGGAGUCGCCUCCGCUCGGGGUUUCCGGCCUUACAAUCGCAUCGACCACUUGCGACGGCCCCCUCUACUUUUUGUUGCGUGGGCAACUUAUUUGCCUUGGGAAGGAAGGCGGGGGGUCGCUGCCGGGCCGGGCAGCAUCCGCCGAACACAGCUCCCGGAGUGGGGCUGGAUGUGCCUCCGCGCGGGGGUCGGUGGGGAGGAGCCGGCACGCCCCGCAUUCGUGUAGACGGCGGCGGCAGGAGCGGGUGGGUAACAAGUGCGCAGUGCCCCGGGGCGGGGGCGGACCGGGCCGGGCGCUCUCUCCAUCCCUCCCCUCCGGGCCGGCCGCGAUGGGCAGCGCCGCCUCCUCUUCCCCACGGGGCGGCCGCGCAGUGUCUGAACGUGCAUCUCUCUCCCGUGCCGCCACUGCGCCAGACCCCGCACCAGGCUGCGGGCCAGCCUUUCAAAUUCACCAUCCCGGAGUCGCUGGACCGCAUCAAAGAAGAGUUCCAGUUCCUGCAGGCGCAGUACCACAGCCUUAAAUUGGAAUGUGAGAAACUGGCAAGUGAAAAGACGGAAAUGCAGAGGCAUUAUGUGAUGUACUAUGAAAUGUCGUAUGGAUUAAACAUUGAAAUGCACAAACAGACAGAAAUCGCGAAGAGAUUGAAUACAAUUUGUGCACAAGUCAUCCCAUUUUUGUCUCAGGAACAUCAGCAACAAGUGGCCCAAGCUGUAGAACGUGCCAAACAAGUGACCAUGGCUGAAUUGAAUGCCAUCAUCGGGCAGCAGCAGUUGCAGGCUCAGCAUCUCUCCCACGGCCAUGGACCUCCAGUGCCUCUAACGCCGCAUCCAUCAGGACUUCAGCCUCCAGGAAUCCCUCCACUUGGAAGCAGUGCUGGCCUUCUUGCCCUCUCCAGUGCUUUGGGUGGGCAGUCUCACUUGGCAAUAAAAGAUGACAAGAAGCAUCACGAUGCAGACCACCACAGAGACAGAGAGCCAGGCACAAGUAAUUCUCUGUUGGUCCCUGACAGUCUACGAAGCACAGAUAAACGCAGGAAUGGCCCUGAAUAUGCCAAUGACAUCAAAAAGAGAAAGGUGGAUGAUAAGGAUUCCAGCCACUAUGACAGUGAUGGGGACAAGAGUGACGAUAACUUGGUUGUAGAUGUAUCCAAUGAGGAUCCUUCUUCCCCAAGGGCAAGUCCCACUCAUUCGCCACGUGAAAACGGUAUAGAUAAAACCCGCCUACUGAAGAAGGAUGCCUCCAGCAGUCCAGCAUCCACGGCUUCUUCAGGGAGUUCCACUUCCCUCAAAUCCAAAGAAAUGGGUCUGCAUGAAAAAGCCAGCACGCCUGUUCUGAAAUCCAGCACACCAACUCCUCGAGGUGAUGUGCCAACCCCAGGCACUAGUGCAACUCCAGGACUCCGUCCAGGCCUUGGCAAACCUCCAACAAUGGACCCUCUGGUUAACCAAGCUGCUGCAGGUUUGCGGACCCCGUUGGCGGUUCCAGGGCCGUACCCUGCUCCGUUUGGAAUGGUGCCUCACGCUGGCAUGAACGGAGAGCUAACCAGUCCAGGGGCAGCCUACGCCAGUCUGCACAAUAUGUCACCCCAGAUGAGUGCUGCUGCUGCUGCAGCUGCCGUGGUUGCCUAUGGAAGAUCUCCUAUGGUUGGGUUUGAUCCUCCUCCUCACAUGAGAGUACCUGGAAUCCCUCCAAAUCUAGCAGGGAUUCCUGGGGGAAAACCAGCCUACUCCUUUCAUGUUACUGCAGAUGGCCAGAUGCAGCCAGUUCCUUUCCCUCCUGAUGCCCUCAUUGGCCCAGGAAUCCCUCGCCAUGCCCGUCAGAUCAACACCCUGAACCACGGGGAAGUUGUGUGUGCAGUUACCAUCAGCAACCCCACGAGACACGUGUACACGGGUGGGAAGGGGUGUGUCAAGGUUUGGGACAUCAGCCAGCCUGGCAACAAGAGCCCUGUGUCUCAGCUGGACUGCCUGAACAGAGACAACUACAUCCGCUCCUGUAAAUUGCUGCCCGAUGGAUGCACCCUCAUAGUUGGCGGGGAAGCCAGCACAUUAUCCAUUUGGGACCUGGCAGCUCCAACUCCUCGCAUCAAAGCAGAGCUGACAUCCUCAGCACCUGCCUGCUAUGCUCUGGCUAUCAGCCCUGAUUCCAAGGUGUGCUUUUCCUGCUGCAGUGAUGGGAACAUUGCAGUGUGGGAUCUGCACAAUCAGACAUUGGUCAGGCAAUUCCAGGGCCACACAGAUGGAGCCAGCUGUAUUGACAUUUCUAAUGAUGGUACCAAGCUCUGGACAGGAGGUUUGGAUAACACUGUCAGAUCCUGGGACUUGAGAGAAGGGAGACAGCUACAACAGCAUGACUUCACAUCACAGAUAUUUUCCCUUGGUUAUUGUCCUACUGGUGAAUGGCUAGCUGUGGGAAUGGAGAGCAGCAAUGUCGAAGUGCUACAUGUAAAUAAACCAGACAAAUAUCAACUGCACCUUCAUGAGAGCUGUGUAUUGUCACUCAAGUUUGCUUACUGUGGUAAAUGGUUUGUGAGUACUGGGAAAGAUAACCUCCUUAAUGCAUGGAGAACUCCUUAUGGAGCUAGUAUCUUCCAGUCCAAAGAAUCUUCAUCAGUGCUUAGCUGUGACAUCUCUGUGGAUGAUAAGUACAUUGUCACUGGCUCUGGAGACAAAAAGGCUACAGUCUAUGAAGUUAUCUACUGAAAAAUAUGAUGGGGAUAUUCUUUUAGAGGUUGAACUGGGCCAAAAUUGUUUGUAGAAGUAGAAAGAGUUUGAAUUUUUGAAAGGAACGAAAGUGUUCAGGUUCCAGACCUUGCCAUGAAUCUACUCUGAUUUUUUGAAAUAGAAGGCAACAUCCAGCAACUAAAUAUUGGCUACGUGGACCAGAUGGAACACAGAGGCAAGACGGACAAAUGUAGCCUAGGUUUUUGACAUAAUUUUUAAAAGCCAAGUCUACUGAACAAUGUUGGAGCCUUUUAUUUUUUUUUCCUUUUUGUGACCUCAUGCAAAUUUUUCUCAUUGCCUGAAUAUGGGGGAUAAAUACCUUUCUGUUCCUUGCAGUUCAAGUUGCAUCCUCUCCUGUGUAGAGCAGCAGUGUCUCAGAUGAACUUGUUUCCUGGUUUUGCAUCUUGUGAUAUGUUUUUGUAUUUUUGUUGAAGGUCAAACAUUUGUAUAAAUUGUAAAUAUAUUUAGUUUACUACAGUAAAGGCUUUAGUACCAAGAACCAGUCUUCCCUCUUGUCCCCUCCC
Ficedula albicollis (Collared flycatcher) is the source of this 3515-nucleotide messenger RNA. RefSeq names its product transducin like enhancer of split 1 (gene TLE1). Gene Ontology annotation, biological process: negative regulation of canonical Wnt signaling pathway; regulation of DNA-templated transcription. The transcript is spliced from 22 exons. The record is from RefSeq and is a predicted model, not a curated record. Lineage: Eukaryota; Metazoa; Chordata; Aves; Passeriformes; Muscicapidae. Gene Ontology annotation, molecular function: protein binding; transcription corepressor activity. Bases 1 to 2970 code for a protein of 989 amino acids. Gene Ontology annotation, cellular component: transcription regulator complex; nucleus.